CCAUCCACAAUGGAGAAGAGGAAAAAAGGCUCCUCUUUGGAACUGAGACUGAUGGUGGUCGGCAGCAGCGGACCGUCUCAGUUCCAGCUCACCAAUGCAAUCCUGGGAAAGGCGGAGUUUUCUAAGGACAUCUCCAGCAUUUCCGGCAGCAGGAAGAUUUUGGGUGAGCUGGCCGGGAGACGAGUGGCCGUGAUCAACGCCCCCAACAUCUACGAUAAGGACAUAUCCCGAGCCAAGAGGAAGAUGGAGGUAAGGAGGUCCAAGUGCUUGUCCAUGCCUGGCCCGCACGCCUUCCUGGUGGCCUUCGACAUGGAGCAGAUCUCCCCGAACGACAUCAGGACGCCUCAGCUGAUGAUGAAGCGUUUCGGGAGGCGCUGUUUGAGACACUGCAUCGUGCUGUUGGCCUACGACGGGAACCCGGAAGAAGCCGCCUUGGAGGGAUUGGUGCAGAACACCGAUUGGCCCUUGAGGCAUUUAAUCGAGGACUUCGGCGGCCGCUUUUACAUCUUCAACAAGGACUGGCGGGAGCGCAGCCGCGAGCGAGAGAUGCUGCAGAAGAUCGAGUACCUGGUGGCCUCUUUAGGCGGAGCCUGCUUCUCCAGCAGGACCUUCCAGAAAGCCGAGCGCAGCGUGAAGGAGGAGGAGAAAAGGUUGAUGAAGAAGAUGACGGCAGAUAACGAGAAGGUGUGGAGCGAGUUGGAGAAGAAGUACUUGUCGGAUGAACUGUACCGCCAGAAAGACGCCCACACGGCCAGCGUCAGCGCCGACAUUCGGGCCAAGGCGGAAGUAGACAACGGCUGGCUGAGAACAUCGCUGGUCAGAGGGGUGGGCAUCGGCGUGGUGGUGGGCGCCGUCAUGGGGGCGCUUGUUGGCUCAAUAGAGGGCCCAGGGGGGAUGGUUCUCUACAGUGUCAUCGGGGGCGCAGUGGGUGGGUUUGCAGGGGGCGCGGCUCAAGUCGCCAUCAAGCACAUGGAGGACAAAGUGGCCCCUCCUGCCAGACUCAACUUCAACUCCAUCUUCAUUAAUCGUUUCUUUGCAACAACUCGGCCAUGAUAGCUUGUUCACAACAUGAGGUGCACCUGCUCUAUUUCUCCAAAGAAAAUAGAGUAUAUUUACCAUCAAGGGUUGGAAUUGGGGGUUAAAUCAGUUUCUCAGAUAGACCUGAUACACAUGGAAUGACAAUAUUUUUGCGUCUGUCACCUUUUUCCUCCUCAUCCACUCUGUUCUUGUUAUUUCUGGAACUGGAUGCACUUUUCACAAACGACCAGCUGGGGUAACCACAGCUUUUGAUGGCUUCCCUCAGAUGCCUAUGCUCUUUCUCUUUGGCCUGUGGGCUGGCAGGAACAUGACCAGCUCUGUGUUGCAGGGUUCUCAUAACGCCCAGUUUGUGUUCCAGUUCGUGGUGUCAGUCAAAAAGUAGGUAUUGAUCGGUAUGUGUGGACCGAAAAAGGCAACUUAAUGUCUUUGACGUCCUCACUUGUGAAUUGAUGUUUUUGAGUUAAUGUGCCCGGUGAAGGCUUGCACUUCUUGGUUUCUGAUGUUCACCUUUAUGUCAUCCACUUAUCCGUACCAAUGUCUUGGUGCUGUUCCCUUAAAAGAGCUAAGAGCUCUCUUUGCCGUGUCCUUCGUGUAAAGGUUUGCUGCUAUUGGGGAUACAGGUGAUCCCAUGGCACAACCAUGUUUUUGUGGGCAAAACAUUCCCAUGAAUUGAAAGUAUGUAGUGUGAAGGCAAAGUUCCAGCAAACGGCAAAUCUGUUCUGGGUUUAGUGUGGAUCUAUCCUGUAAGGUGCGAUCCCCUAGCAGACGUUGCCUCACUGUCUCUACUGCAUCCUGGGUUGGAAUACAGGUAAACAGGGAGGUGACGUGGAAUGAAACUAUA
Messenger RNA from Nerophis lumbriciformis (worm pipefish), 1879 nucleotides. RefSeq names its product GTPase IMAP family member 9-like. NCBI's taxonomy places the organism in Eukaryota, Metazoa, Chordata, Actinopteri, Syngnathiformes, Syngnathidae. Gene Ontology annotation, molecular function: GTP binding. The record is from RefSeq and is a predicted model, not a curated record.